This is a messenger RNA of Triticum dicoccoides, 815 nucleotides long. Its product is annotated as B3 domain-containing protein Os01g0234100-like. NCBI's taxonomy places the organism in Eukaryota, Viridiplantae, Streptophyta, Magnoliopsida, Poales, Poaceae. The coding region runs from base 27 to 599 and encodes 190 amino acids. The record is from RefSeq and is a predicted model, not a curated record. The transcript has 2 exons.
GUUUGGACACAUCCAAGAAGAAUGACAUGUGGAGUGAGUCGAAAGUUCCAUCUUACGAGGCAGAAGGUUCAGAACAUGGUGUCAAUUCUAAAGAUCAUCUAGAGGUUACCGCUGGAGGCAACAGCUCAACAUCCAGCGUGGUGGCAACAACCUUAUUUGCGAGGGAAGAAGCGGUAGGCAUCGACGAACACGAUGUGAGAUCUCCAGAUCCAGGUCUCGGCGAUGUGGAGAACUUCCAAGUCAUCCUCCAUGGCUCGAUCACCGACCUCCCGGACGGCCUGCGCAGGAGGUACUACGAGCUCUGCUGCGCCCAGAAGGCGGUCCUCCACAGGAACCUGCUCGAGACAAACCAUAUGCUGGUUGAAGGGGUGAUCAUGGAGACCAGCGACAUCGCUGAGUGCGUCAUGGCCCCCUUGCAUGCUGCUGCUGCUACUUCUUCUCGCGAGGUUCUCCUGGUGUGGAAGAAGACACUGGGGGCAUUGGAGGGUUUGGGAAUGGACGUGGCGUUCUUGCGCAGACGCGUCGACGACCUUCUCGGCAUCCAUGCUGCUCGGGCAUCGACGGUUCGAGUUUACAGCCGCUGCCGGUGGGGACUCUAAAGAAUGUUCUGGAGGCAAUGGAUGUGGCGAUGGAGGAGUUUGAAUGAGAGUGUGAAAAGAAUGCCCAAGCAUGGCAACUGAAUUUUUGUGCACGUCAUCACUAACUUUCCCCCAUUGUCUUGUGCUCCCUCAUUGAGUGGUACGUAGCAUCUUUUGUAUGCAUCCAUGCAGUGUUCUUGUACGUAGUUAUCGUCAUCCCUUUGUCUUGCUUGUGUG